Molecule: messenger RNA, 1362 nt
Organism: Colletotrichum paranaense
Lineage: Eukaryota; Fungi; Ascomycota; Sordariomycetes; Glomerellales; Glomerellaceae
Product: TLC domain-containing protein
Exons: 4
Coding region: 1-1362 (453 amino acids)
Biological process (GO): ceramide biosynthetic process
Cellular component (GO): membrane
Molecular function (GO): sphingosine N-acyltransferase activity
Source: RefSeq, a predicted model, not a curated record
AUGAUCGAACCCACCACCGAGAUCGCGCAUACGAAGCGCGCUUCGCCUGUCGCAUCCAUGGCGCCCAGGCUUGCUCACUCACAAAAGUUAAAGACCAUUGACACGAGCCGGAGGAAGAAGCUUGUCCAAUGGCUCUUUGACAACCAGACAAACCUUGCCUUCCAUACAACUGCCCCUCUACUCCUCACACACACCUGCAUCCCCGCGGCACGUCCGUAUACAUCCAAGUUCAUCAAACUCUCAUACUACAACACGUUAACCGGCAAGUAUGGCGCCGGCCACGACGACCUCUACUUUGUCGCAUUCUGCGUGGUUCUCCUCAUUGGCAUCCGAGCCGCGCUGAUGCGCCACGUUCUUGAGCCCCUCGGCCGGCAUUGGGGCAUAUCGAAGAAGAAGGAUGUCGCGAGGUUCUCAGAACAGGGCUCGAUGCUCACGUACUACAGUGUCCUAUGGCCAGUGGGAAUGUACCUCUAUUGCAAGGCGCCAUACUACCUUAACAUGAAGGAGCUGUGGAACAAUUGGCCCCAGCGAGAGCUCGGCGGGUUGAUGAAGGGAUAUAUCAUGGUACAAUGGGCAUACUGGGUCCAGCAGGUCAUCUCAGUGAAUAUUGAGGCUCGGCGCAAGGACUACUGGGAGAUGAUUGUGCACCAUGCCAUCACCAUCUCCCUCAUUGCCGCAUGCUACGCGUAUCACCAAACCCGCGUUGGUCAUCUCAUCUUGGUCUUGAUGGACGUCAUUGAGUUGAUCUUCCCUCUGGCCAAGUGCCUCAAAUACAUCGGUUUCACAACCCUCUGCGACGUUAUCUUUGGCGUCUUCCUCUUGGUCUGGGUCUGGACGCGUCACGUAUUCUACCUCAUGACCUGUUGGAGCGUCUACUAUGAUCUGCCCCGAUCUCUUAAAGAGCCAUGCUUUCGAGGCGCUCCGGGCAACAUUGAAGGCCCUUUUUCGGCACCUAAAGAGGGGUGGUCCCACCUUCUCGAACCGUUCAAGGACCCCGCGGGCACGGUAUGCUUCACCGACGGCAUUCGAUACGGCUUCUUGACUUUUCUCCUUGCACUUGAGCUUGUCAUCUGCGCGUGGUCAUUCUUCAUUAUUCGUGUCUCAGUGAGAGUGCUCAAGGGGGCUCCCGCCGAGGAUGUUAGGAGCGAUGUUGAUGACGAGGAAGAGGAGGAGGAGAAGAUCGAGUAUGAGGAGAUCGAGGCCAUUGAGGAGGAUGUUGGCGUAGAGUCUAUUGACCUAAAGGCUUGGGACAGGUCGCCUUCCCGGAAGGAGUCUUCGAGCUCCAGGGUGAGUGGCGUUAGGACGCACAGCGGCCGGAAGGAGUUGCUCAAUAGAAUCGGGUGCGAGAAACAGAUUGAUUGA